Molecule: messenger RNA, 603 nt
Organism: Kwoniella botswanensis
Lineage: Eukaryota; Fungi; Basidiomycota; Tremellomycetes; Tremellales; Cryptococcaceae
Exons: 3
Coding region: 1-603 (200 amino acids)
Biological process (GO): ribosomal large subunit biogenesis
Cellular component (GO): nucleolus
Source: RefSeq, a predicted model, not a curated record
AUGCGUAUCGAGAAGUGUUAUUUCUGCUCCGCCAACGUCUACCCAGGACAUGGUACGAUGUUCGUCCGUAACGAUGCGAAAUGCUUCAGGUUCUGUUCGUCGAAAUGUCACAAGAACUUCAAGAUGAAGAGGAACCCUAGAAAAGUCAGGUGGACAAAGGCCUUCAGGAGGGCGAAUGGGAAAGAGAUGGUCGUGGACUCUACAUUCGAAUUCGAAAAACGACGAAACGUCCCUGUCCGAUAUGACCGAGAAUUGGUGGCUACCACGUUGAAAGCUAUGGAGAGAGUCGCAGAGAUCAAAGCUAAGAGGGAGAAGGCAUUCUGGAAGAAUAGAAUGUCAGGUAACGCCGCUAAGAAUGCCAGAGACGCCGCUCUCAACAUCGAGAAGCACAUCGAACUCGUCCAACCUCGUUCGGGUACUACCGCUGCGGCUGUACCGAAUCUCGAAGAGAAAGAGAAGAUCAGAGAAAAGAUCAAGGUCCGUGCGGCAGGAAGAAAAGCCAUGGCAUUACAGCAACUUGAAGGUAAAACAAAGAAUAAGACAAAGAAGGAAAGUAGGCUGAUCCCUUCUGGUGGAGCUAGUAUGGGUAUGAACGUGGAUUAG